Molecule: messenger RNA, 3716 nt
Organism: Puntigrus tetrazona (Sumatra barb)
Lineage: Eukaryota; Metazoa; Chordata; Actinopteri; Cypriniformes; Cyprinidae
Gene: ttll11
Product: tubulin tyrosine ligase-like family, member 11
Exons: 9
Coding region: 756-2900 (714 amino acids)
Biological process (GO): protein polyglutamylation; microtubule cytoskeleton organization
Cellular component (GO): cilium
Molecular function (GO): tubulin-glutamic acid ligase activity; tubulin binding
Source: RefSeq, a predicted model, not a curated record
UUGCUGCCGUGUGCCUCUAAGGCUUCCGUUAGCUGCGUUGCGUUGUCAACAGGACCAAAACACCAGCAGCUCACAGGACCUUUACUUCCAGACUGUCCGCUGGCCGUCAGCUGACACUUCACCCGUCCGCCUCCGUUAUCUCUGCCGCGUCUCAGCGAACAGCGGGUGAACGCGAGGCACGCGAUGUUUUCAUUCGGAGAAACGACGUCCGUUUAAAAGCGCGAGAGCUGUCGGUGCACCUCACCGGCACUUUAAAACUGACCGAAACUGACAGGGGGAAUGCGGUGAUGCGUCCAGCCAUGCCCUGCGCUCGUCUUCCUCACAUUUAUACCGCGAUAUGUGAUGUUAGUUGAGUGUUGCUUUAUAGAGAAUGGGAUGAACUAGGUACAGUUACAUUCAUAUGCAGCUGGUGGUAUUGUUGUAGAUAGUUAAGAACAUCUUUUGCCAUUAAAAGCAUUCCGUGCAGCUCUCGCGUCCCCUGUCCCGUUAUAUCACCGUCAAAAAUACCCCGCACGCCGAAGUGAUGCGUUAUCUGUCAGUGCUAAUAACGUUCAGAUUGUGAUCAUGGAGUCGGCGCGUCUUCACGCUAGUUUGUCAGUCUCUAUAGUUGGCUUUUACAGAUCGAUUUUCUGUUUUUGCGCUUUAGUUCGGACAGCAGGUGCCGGUGCUUGUUAGCACCUCAUGCUAGUAGAUUAUCCUUAAACAUUCGUCAAAUCUAAAUGAGAUAACAAACAAUCCGACCAUUAGCUAACACUAUGAGCGAUCACUAUGAGAGGGUGAAGAUCGAACUCCAGCAGAUGAAGGAGGUGGAGAACGAGGCCGCGGCCGACGAGGAGCAGCUGUCCCCGGCCUCGGUCUCGCCAGUCCCCGCUGACCUUUCCUUCACUGCUCGGAGAGACCCGUCCAAAAGUAGCAUCAACGGGAGAAGUCGGAGUAAAAGUAGGAGCAAAGCGGACGCGCACGAGAGACAGGUGAACGGUAAGCAACCGACGGAUCCGGCGCCGCAAGGACAGAGGCGUGUAAGCAACGAGCCGAACCUUCACGUUAAAGGUACGGCGAGGCUUUUAAAGGUUAAAACGGCGGCAAACGGUCACGUCGAGUCAGGCAAGAGACAGACAGAUGGGAAGUGUGAGCAUCACGGCAAAGAGGACGAGAGCAAAGCGGCCAAAAAGAGAAAAGCUGUGACGGUGGACACCUCCAAGGCAAAGACGUCUCUGGAGGCGCUGAAGAUGAGCAUCAGGCAGCUGAAGUGGAAAGAGUUUCCGAUGGGUAGGCGGACAGCCUGUGAUAUCUACUGGCAUGGCGUCUCUUUUCACGACAACGAGAACAUCAACUCUGGGCAAGUCAACAAAUUCCCAGGAAUGAUAGAGAUGCUGCGGAAGAUAAACCUGAGUCGUGCGGUGCGUACCAUGCAGGAGCUGUUCCCGGAGGAGUACAACUUCUACCCACGUUCCUGGAUACUGCCUGAGGAAUUCCAACUCUUUUCCACACAGAUUCGUCUUCUGAAAGAUAAUGAUUCAACCCUUAAACCCACUUUUAUCGUCAAACCGGACAGCGGAUCCCAGGGCGAUGGCAUCUACCUCAUCCGUGACCCUGCUGACCUUCGGGUCAUCUCAGGUUCUCAGAUCAAACAAGCAGUUGUUCAAGAAUACAUCCAGAAACCCCUGCUCAUCGAUAAAUUGAAGUUUGAUAUCCGCCUGUACGUUCUGGUCCGCUCGUUGGAGCCUCUAGAAAUCUACAUCGCUAAAGAGGGUCUUUCCAGGUUCUGCACAGAACCCUACCAAGAACCCAGCCAGAAGAACCUUAGUCAUGUUUUUAUGCACCUCACCAACUAUUCCCUUAAUGUGCACAGCGGGAACUUUGUUCACUCCGACAGCUGCAGCACGGGCAGUAAACGCACGUUCUCUAGCGUUCUCUAUCGCCUGGCAUCUAAAGGAGUGGACAUCAAGAAGGUCUGGUCAGACAUUAUCGCUUUGGUUAUCAAGACAGUAAUUGCACUCGUGCCUGAACUAAAGGUGUAUUAUCAGGCAGAUAUACCACCUGGAAAACCAGGGCCGACAUGUUUUCAGAUCCUGGGCUUUGAUAUCCUGCUGAUGAAAAACUUGAAGCCUGUUUUAUUAGAGGUCAAUGCCAAUCCCAGCAUGAGGAUUGAACAUGAACAGGAGGUGUCACCUGGUGUGUUUGAAUAUGUCCCGAGUCCAGUAGAUGAAGAGGUGAAGGUGGGUGUGAUCAGAGACACGCUGCGGCUCAUGGACCCGGCUCAGAGAAAACAACACGUAACGUCAAGUACAGGGGGCGGUUCACCAGAAGAAGCUAUUGUUGUGGAAACAGGAAGUGAUGAGAAAGAAGGCUUGGCAGAUUCCCUUCCAUCUUUGUGCUUAAAGCAAGUCUUCCCUAAAUACACCAAGCAGUUUAAUUACUUGCGGGUCGUGGAACGCAUCGCUGGCAUUUUCCUGCGCUUCCUCGGUGUCAAAGGAACCAUGAGACUGGGUCCGACCAGCUUCCGCACCUUCAUCAGGAACUGCAAGCUGAGUAACAGCAGCUUCUCGAUGGCUUCAGCGGACAUCCUGUACAUCGACAUCACGCGUCGCUGGGCUGGAAUGCUCCCCGACUCCAGAGAGGCAGGAAUGUGUCUUCAGGCAUUUAUUGAGGCCUUCUUUUACUUGGCAGCACGCAGGUUCAAGGCUUUACCGCUGCGGGAGCAGGUGCUCUUGCUGCUGGAGAUUUGUGAAGGGGCCCUCGAGGGCCAGAGCCACAGUGAGAAGCCACGGCCACACCGAACGCACGCAAACCCCGCCUCUUCUCAAUCAUCAGCGCCAACCACGUUCAGCUCGCCCGCAAUGACGCGGCGACGCCAUCGGCCGCUGCAACUCUCUGCUAAAGCAAACACAGAGAACUGACAAUCUCACACACACACACACACACACGUCUUCUGAGGAACUUCCAGAGGGCCACGCAGUGUGCUUUUGAAUAAAAAACAGAAGGCAGAAUAAUGAAUCGAAAUUAAAUCAUUCACCCCUAGCUCUGCGCGCAAGCUAAAGUUGAAUUGUUUAUACGCAGCUCAGAUGAAGCUAUUUCUUUCACCACACUACACAGACAAAUGUAACAGGAUAUUUGUACACUGACACUAAAUGUGUAGACGGCUCGGCUUGUGUCGCGUAGCUCUUUGCUUACCUUCAGGUAAUGUUGGUAGGAUUCGUGGGAAUCGAUCACUGCAGGGAUAAAUAUCACGGGAUUCAAUGUUUCUUAAAGGGACGAGAUGUUGUCGUAACACGACUUCAGAAAAAGCAGCUAAUUUUCUCAAAUGGCUACCUUCAACUGACUAGGCAGAACAACACGGUGGCCUUUUGUUAGUAAAAAUGGUGUUAACACCAGGACAUGGCACCAAGUGCACUCGAAGUUUACCAAGUUGUGUAUUAUUUAUACCAAAAGAGAUUUAUUUAUUGUUUUUCACUUAACCGAGUCAUUUGCCGUAGCUGCGACUUGUCCGAACCGCUCCUGCAUGUAAAAAAAAAAAAAUGAGAGGAGGAGGAAAAAAAGAGUUUGCUGUGGUUUAAUGCAAGUGGACAUCUCGCAAGAUUAGCACAUAUUUACACAGAUCAUUUAACCCUCGUUUAAUAUCACAUUGCAGCUGCAGGCAUCGACAUAUAAAAUUAGGCUUGACUGAGAUGUACUUUUUAUGGACAUGUUGAAUAAAUAUUGCACUUAAAAUAUUA